AUGGAGGAGGUGAAGUCAAUAUGUAAAGUUUCAGGCCCUAUAACCCUAACAGGUCUGAUUCUCUAUUCAAGGGCCAUGAUAUCCAUGUUGUUUAUAGGUUACCUUGGUGAACUUGAGCUUGCAGCUGCUUCUCUCUCCAUUGCCUUCGCCAACAUCACAGGCUAUUCAAUCAUAACUGGCUUGUCUAUGGGAAUGGAACCCAUCUGUGGCCAAGCUUUUGGAGCAAAGAGGUGGUCUCUCUUGGGUGUUACUUUACAAAGGGCAGUAAUCAUUCUACUUUUUUCUUGUUUACCUAUUUCUAUGUUAUGGCUAAACACACAUAGAUUUCUACUUUGGUGUGGUCAAGAUCCCAAACUAACCUCUAUGGCUUCAACUUACCUAGCUUACUCUGUUCCAGACCUCUUUGCCCAAGCCCUUCUACACCCACUUAGGAUCUAUUUAAGGGCACAAGGGGUUACCUUACCCUUAGCCAUAUGUGCCUUCAUUGCUCUUAUCCUUCACCUACCCAUAAAUUUUCUACUAGUGAUCAACAUGAACAUGGGUAUCAAAGGGGUAGCACUUGGAUCCGUGUGGACGAGUUAUAAUCUUCUUGUCAUGUUGAUCAUGUACAUUUGCCUAUGGGGUACACAUGAGAUCAGAACCUUUCAAGGGUUUACACUUGGGUGCCUUAAGGGCUGGGGUACCCUACUAGGGCUAGCCAUCCCUAGUUGUUUCUUGGUGUGCUUGGAGUGGUGGUGGUAUGAGUUCAUGAUCAUCUUAUGUGGAUUACUCCCUUGGCCAAAACCAAAAGUUGCGGCCAUGGGCGUAUUGAUUCAAACUACAUCUCUCCUUUAUGUAAUUCCUUCAUCUAUUAGUCUAGGGGUCUCUACUAGGGUAAGUAAUGAAUUGGGUGCAAAGUUACCUUGGAAGGCUAAGAGGGUCAUGUUUGUGUCUCUCUCCUUGUCAGUUUUGAUGGGUUUUCUCUCAAUGGUCUUUGCUAUGGGAGUCAGUUCUAUAUGGGGGAAGAUGUUCAGCAAGGACAAAGAAGUUCUUGAAUUGACAAGCAAUGUUUUGGCCAUCAUAGGUCUUUGUGAGCUCUUCAACUGCCCACAGACAACGGGGUGUGGGGUAUUAAGGGGAUGUGCUAGGCCUACCUUAGGAGCCAAUAUAAAUUUAGGGUCUUUCUAUCUAGUGGGUAUGCCAAUAUCGGUGCUAUUAGCUUUCUAUUUUGGGUAUGGCUUCUCGGGGCUCUGGUUUGGACACUUGGUGGCCGAGGUUUGUUGUUUUUUGUUGAUGGUGUAUUUUCUUCUACAGACGGAUUGGAUUCAAGAAACUGAGAGAGCUUGCAAGUUGACUGGGGUUGAAGCUCACCAUUUUGUUCUGCAUAUCGAAGCAGCUGAAGAGUUGCUUCCUUAG
This is a messenger RNA of Telopea speciosissima, 1395 nucleotides long. RefSeq names its product protein DETOXIFICATION 48-like. The record is from RefSeq and is a predicted model, not a curated record. The transcript has a single exon. Bases 1 to 1395 code for a protein of 464 amino acids. NCBI's taxonomy places the organism in Eukaryota, Viridiplantae, Streptophyta, Magnoliopsida, Proteales, Proteaceae. Gene Ontology annotation, molecular function: xenobiotic transmembrane transporter activity; antiporter activity. Gene Ontology annotation, cellular component: membrane. Gene Ontology annotation, biological process: xenobiotic detoxification by transmembrane export across the plasma membrane.